AAAGCGGACUCAUUAACCGCCCAGCAUCCGGACCGCAAAUAUUUUUUUUCUUCACUAUCAAGUUGUUAACUGAAAACUUUUCUUUAUGUUCCAACUAUCAAAUAAACUCGACUUUUUAGCACUAUUUCUAUCUAUUAAAGCAAGAAUAGUUUUUUAUCAGUUCCAGUUGAUUUAAUUAACGUGGUAUUCAGCAGUUUGGAUAAUUCAGCUGAAAGUUCAAUCAGUUAAACUAUGACUUGUAGUGAAUAAAUACAUGAGUGUGUGACAGUUAUCAGGUAGCACGUGAAUUCAGGUGGUCAGGUGGAGGCAGGUAGCGCAGGCGUGCUACUAAAAGCGGGAGAGUCGAGGACUCGAAAGACUUAAUGAUCAUAGAAUUAAGCCAAGACAAAGAAAUAUCAUUAAUAAUGGACUAGUUGAUGAUUUGAAAAAAUAAUUUAAAUGGUGGAUACACUUUUGAUUGAUUUAUCCGCUUGGUACCCCUCAAUGUUGCAACCACCCUCUCCACUAUUGGAGAUGGCUUCUCUCCGUUUACCAGAUUCGGAGGAGUUUGAUGUGGAGCCACGUCGAAGAACAAGUGGAAAUGUUCUGCUAACAACUGGACCACCAUUUAAUUUAGCUAAUAAUGUUUUCGUGCAAACCAAGGACGAAUUACGGGACUAUUUAAAUAAUUCACUAACUGAUUUAGUAACUGCUGGGUCACGUACUACUUUGGAAGAGCCAUCAGCGGGUGUGGGCUUGUUUAAUGCUAGUGAUUCAGCCAACAUCCCAGUUGAACAUGUUCCUGAUCGCUUUUACAGACAUAGCGUAGCAAUGACCGUAGUUUAUUGUGUCGCAUAUAUGCUUGUGUUUGUUGUUGGUCUCGUUGGCAACAGUUUCGUUAUUGCGGUCGUUUACCGUUCACCAAGAAUGCGCACCGUCACCAACUUCUUCAUCGUUAAUCUUGCCGUUGCAGAUGUACUCGUAAUCGUAUUCUGCCUACCUGCUACGCUUGUUGGAAACAUCUUAGUUCCUUGGGUCCUUGGGCGAUUUAUGUGUAAGACUGUUUCUUAUAUCCAAGGAGUAUCAGUGGCAGCUUCUGUCUACAGUCUGGUAGCAGUGUCAUUGGAUAGAUUCCUGGCGAUAUGGUGGCCAAUGAAGUGUCAGAUAACAAAACGACGUGCACGUAUGAUAAUAGUGAUAAUUUGGUUCAUCGCAUUAACAACGACAUCACCAUGGCUGCUAUUUUUUGACCUAAUAAAAUAUGGAGAUGACCCGAGCUUAAAAUUUUGCGUGGAAAGGUGGCCACGACCUCAAGAUGGUACUUUAUUUUUCUUGAUUGGCAAUCUGAUGCUUUGCUACGUUUUACCAAUGAUUCUCAUAUCCUUGUGCUACAUUCUUAUCUGGAUAAAAGUAUGGCGAAGAGACAUACCUACGGACACGAAGGACGCCCAAAUGGAGAGAAUACAGCAAAAGUCAAAAGUCAAAGUAGUCAAGAUGUUGGUGGUGGUGGUGAUACUUUUUGUUCUUUCAUGGUUGCCACUUUACAUCAUUUUUGCUCGAAUUAAACUUGGUGGAGAUCAGGCAGAAUGGGAGGAAGAGGUACAAAUGAUUGCUACACCCAUUGCCCAAUGGCUUGGUUCCAGUAAUUCCUGUAUUAAUCCAAUAUUAUAUGCUUUCUUUAACAAGAAAUAUCGACGUGGUUUCACAGCAAUACUUAAAAGUGGUCGUUGCUGUGGUAAACUUCGAUAUUAUGAAACUGUAGCAAUCAUGUCCUCAUCAACAAGUAUGAGAAAAUCAUCAUAUUAUGUUAAUAACAAUUCGUCCACUCGUCGUACCUAUCAUGCACCACCUGUUCAUCAGGAUAACAAUGUGUCUUACAUUUUUAAUCACACAGGAGUGAGUAUGGAUGAUUUUAUUAAUGAUGGUGAAUUCGAUCCAGAUCUAGAAGCUAGAUUGUAUGGAGAAAUUUAUUACUCUAACGAUACAUUUCCUGAACGACCUUUAGAAUUUUGGAAUAAUUCGACAUUGGAUAAAAGAGUGGAACCAUCAUGUAUACCUCAAAACAAUUAUUCCAACUACAAUCAUGCAAGCAAUAAUCGCGUUAACUCAGAUUCAUAUUUUUGGAUGACAAAUCCAGCAUUUCCAAAACGCUUUCACAAUUACCGAAGUUUACCAUCUACGUCUAAUCGAGAAAAUUUACCAUCAUAUCAAUACUCUACAUCAUUUUCUCGAAGUCGUAAUCCUAGUAAUAAUUUAUCAAAUAGUGAUUACAUUAAUCAUUACCGAAAUUAUUGCUACUCAACCUAUGAAAAUGAUUACCGUCGACCAUCAUACAAACGUACACAAGAUUAUCAACAAGUAGUUGCAUCUUAUAAAUCAAGAAGAGCCAAUUAUUCCAGAAAUUCUUCUGAAAAAUCAUUUUCAUCACGUCGUCGAAGACCUGAUCAUUCAAGGACUCCAAAAACCCGAGAACCACCUAGAAUAUCACCACAAAAAGAAACAAAUAGUACUAAAGAAUCACUUGACUCUAUUAUAGAAAUUAUCGACGAAAGUCUAGAUGAUAAUGUUGAGAAUUCUAAUGCAGUAGAAGAUAAUACUUCAAUAAAAGUUACAAGUGCUGUUAUUGAUGAAAACGUUGCUCCAAAUAAUAAUAGUAAAAAUGAAAAUACAGACAAUGAUGCAAGUUCAACUCAUCACUGUUCCGACACUGCCAGUAAAUAUGAUGUAAAGGAAAAACAAAAGCAAGUUGACCUCAGUGACGUUACAAACAUGGACAAUGAUAUAAUAAAUUGCUCCGAUUCUGAAGAAUCUAUUUUCGAAGUUCCAGUUCCCCCUAAACCAAAGCCUCCUUUAAUCGAUCUCCAGGAUUCAGAUGAUUCUUCAGAACCUGAGGAAAUAGAAGAAGAUGAAGAAGAAGAAACUCCAAUAGUUGUACAUAAUCUAGAUGAAUCUACCUCUGAUUUAUCACCAAUAAACGUAGAUUUGAAUACACAAAAUGAUCAACAAACAGUUGAUUCUACCAAUAUUGAUAAUAAUAAGAAAGAAUCUGCGGAUGUUAAUAUUGAUGAAAACAAUAUUAUUUUAAAUUGUGUAGCAUUACAAAAAUGUGCUUCAAGUCUUGGAGAUAUAAAACGAAUCAGAGAAACUGCGAAUGUAAGUGAUGAUAGUAUGACUGACAGUGAAGCACUUAAUUGGGGAACUAUUGAAGGACAAAUAGUCCAAGAUAAACCGCCAAUUCCUGAUGACGAUUCCAACCAGGGGCACUUUAAUAUUAAUUAUUUUGAAAAAUCCCACAAUAACGAGAAGAAUCAAGAUAUAUCCGACAGCACUCAUACUGAUAAAACUCCUAUCAAAAAAUCGAUUCAGGCAUCUAAUCUGAAGGAAUCGAUCAGUGAACCAUCGAAUUUACUAGAAUCACCAAGCUGUAGUAAGGAUAAUCAAGAUAUAAAUAUUGUAAUUAAUUGCAACACUAGCGAAAAUACUGUUGAAAUACCAUCGUUUCCCAUUCCUCGUCCAGAGAAAUACAAAAAAAGACCUCAUAGGUCGAUUGAAAGCGAAAACAAUAUAAAUAUUAAUAAUCCUGACCAUCAAGAAGCUUCGACUUCUACCAAAAAAUCACGAACGUCUAUCAAAUCAACUGCAGAAAUGUCAUUUGAAGAAUAUGUAUUUCAACCAAUGUCAGAAAAACUAAAAGAAUACUAUGAUACCUUUAGAGGAGAAGAGUUUAUGGAUGAUGUAUCGUCUAUUCAAAAUCAAAUGCCAAAGAAUCCAAGUCGCUGGGCAAUACUUGAUGUUGAUCUUUUUGGUCCUAGACGAUGGGACAAACAUUUACGCUGUGCGAUUUGUCAACAUUUCGGUCAUAAAAAAGACAAGUGUCCAUCAUUUAAGCAAGUUAUUGUUUGUUACAUGUGUGGAGAGAAUGGACAUACUGAACCACGAUGUCCUUACAAGAUGUGUUUGACAUGUGGUAAAAAGUAUUCGACAUAUAGAAAAACAUGUGAAAAUUGUAGAAAUUUAGUGUGUACUACGUGCAAAGCACAAGGUCAUUCGAAUACUAAUUGCCCUGAUUUGUGGCGCCGAUUUCAUCAAACCACUGAAAGUUAUACUGUGAAUGCACCAUCGAAUCCAGAAGGUUUAUUGAAAACACCAAAUAAACUAGCGUGUUGUAAUUGUGCAAAAAGAGGUCAUGAAUCAACAACAUGCCAACGAUAUCGAUGGUCUCAGCACUUUCCAACUCCUCGAUUUGUUACAAACUAUGAUCAACCUCCAUUCUAUACACCAAAUCCCGAAACUCCUGCAUCAACAGAGCCGAGUGAAAUUUUAUAUCAUGGUACAAACUAUUUUGAUGAUGUUUUGGCAAUCGAAUGGGUCACAGAUGCAAUUUAUCCCCAUACAAUAUCAGGAGUUUCUUAUAGUUUCAUUGAUGAAUACUCAUCUACGCCAGUACAUUUGAAUAAACAUAUUCCAUCUGAUGUAUAUUACGACAUAACGAUAUCUCGUUUAUCAAACAGUUCUCAUUUUGUAUUCUUAGUGAAAUCUACAGAUGAUAAACUAUUAAGUGGGAUAAAAAAAUUAAUAAUCCAGUGGUUGCAAAGAUCACCUGAAGAUAGAUCUUUCAUGGAAUCUACAGAGAGAUUGCCGAUAAUGCAAAUGGAUUUAUUAACUGACUUGAAUUCAAAAUGGAAUUUCUUUAAUGAGAUUCGGUUUAAAAAAGCAAAUCGUUGGCUAGAUACUAUCACGCAUGGCGAAAAAACAUUGAUAGAAAUUGAUGAAACAGAUAAAUUGAGGGGUAGAAAAUCCGUGAAACGACUAAAAAUGUUGAGAAAAAGAUUGAAUGGAACAAAAAGAAGGAUACUUGCUUAUAUCUAUCGUGAAUCUUUAGUUCCCGAAGCAAAAAACAUCUUGGAGCAAUUUCCAAAGUUAAUUGAUAAUUUGAAGAAGUUUCCAGUGCUUGCUCCUGUGCCGAAUGAUUUGUAUCUAAGUGCAGCUUGGUACAAUUUUGAGCUAUUUAUACCUCAUGUAUCGGAAUAUGUUUUAGAAGCAUAUCAACAAAGACAUGGGUAUCAAACAAACCUCACAGUUGAAAAAAAUAAAUCAAAGAAAAGGAAGAAUAAACUCAAGAAAAAUCGUGAUGUCCAAGUAAUCGAUUUAACAGCAACUGAUCAAGAUACGUCAAUCGAAUUGAAUGACCAAGAUAACAAAAUACCUGAACGCAAAAACCUAAAGGUAAAAACUUUGAAUGCAAAAAAUCAGAAUAGAAUUGAUUUUAAAAGAAAACUAAGAUCUUUCAGUAAGAAUUUGAAGCGCUAUGAAGAUCAUUUAAAUGGUCAAGAACAGAUAAAAUGUGCUGGCGAAAUAUUGACAUUUGUAAGAAAGAAGAAUUUAAAAAAUUUCAUGAAAGGAGCAAAUCGACUCAUGAAAGAAGCUCAAAUGUCGUUGCUUAGAAAAGAGCAUAUUUUACAUUUUUGGACCCUCAUUCGAUCUUCUAAAUACAACUAAAAGAUAUUUAAAUAUCAAUGACUAAAACUGCUGUUGAAAUCUUUGACGAAUAGUUAAUAAUUAAAGUAAAUAAGUUAAUAACUAUUUAGUUAAAACUUAUAUUACGUUUAUAAUAAAUAAAAAAUACUUUUGCAAAUUUAUUGUUGUUAUUGUAUUUUGGU
Molecule: messenger RNA, 5639 nt
Organism: Chelonus insularis
Lineage: Eukaryota; Metazoa; Arthropoda; Insecta; Hymenoptera; Braconidae
Exons: 6
Coding region: 439-5478 (1679 amino acids)
Biological process (GO): cellular response to hormone stimulus; G protein-coupled receptor signaling pathway
Cellular component (GO): plasma membrane
Molecular function (GO): nucleic acid binding; neuropeptide Y receptor activity; zinc ion binding
Source: RefSeq, a predicted model, not a curated record